AACGUCACUUUUUGUAAUGUUCUAGCGGCUCAACAACUUUUGUCUACAAGUGUAAAAAAAAAACCAUUCGUUUUUUUUCUUGUGCAAAAUAGUUCACCAGAAAUUUGCAAUGCAAAUUCACUUAUACACAUUUAUUGGUCGAUUCUGAAUGAAAAUUUAUUAAAUUCUCCAUCGAAAAUUGAAAAUUACUUGUUUCAUAUUACACUCCAUUGGCUAUUGAUUGCGUAAAAAAAAAACAAUUGUCGCAAAUUUAUAAUUUAUUAUUUUUUGCAAAGUCUUGCUGCUUGUCCGUCUCCGUGUUGUUAAACAAUAAAAAUGGCAGAUGUUGAGAAGGCCGCUGCCGAAAGGAAAAACAAUAAUUUUAUUUGCGGUGUAAUUGAAGGUUUUUAUGGUCGACCUUGGACAACCGAACAAAGGAAGGAUCUGUUUCGAAAGCUCAAAAAAUGGGGAAUGGAUUCUUAUGUGUACGCUCCCAAAGAUGAUUACAAACAUCGAGCUUAUUGGAGAGAAUUGUACACGGUUGAGGAAGCUGACCAUUUGUCGAGUCUCAUUGCUGCAGCAAAGGAACAAGGUAUAGUGUUCUACUAUGCCCUCUCGCCAGGUCUGGAUAUGAAUUACAGCAAUCAAAAGGAAUUACAAACACUCAAACGAAAACUCGAACAGGUUGCUCAAUUCGGAUGCGAAGCAUUCGCUCUUCUGUUCGAUGACAUUGAGUCAGAAUUAUCUAAGGCUGAUAAGGAGAUCUUUCAAACUUUUGGUAAUGCUCAGGUUUCAGUUACAAAUGAAAUCUUUUCUCAUUUAAACAAUCCAAAGUUUCUCUUCUGUCCAACACAAUACUGCAGUUCUCGAGCUGUUCCCACAGUUACGGAAUCCGAAUACUUGAAUACAUUGGGAUCCAAACUUAAUGUUGACAUCGAUAUUAUGUGGACUGGUACUAAGGUUAUCUCGAAAAUAAUUACCCUAGAAUCAAUUCAAGAAAUAACCGAAGUUUUACGUCGUCCUCCUGUCAUAUGGGAUAAUCUGCACGCCAAUGAUUAUGAUCAGAAGCGUGUGUUCCUGGGUCCAUAUUCGGGCCGGUCUCCCGAAUUAAUUCCAUAUUUGCGUGGAGUAAUGACAAAUCCUAAUUGUGAAUUCCAUGCCAAUACAAUUGCCAUACACACUCUCGCUUAUUGGUCGAAAUGCAGCUUAGAUAAUAAGAUUAACAGUUCAUUUUCUGCAGAUAUAAAAUUGGAAACGGAAAACGAUGAUGGCAUCAGCAACGAAGGAGUCCCUACUUGUUUGUCAAAGAACAUUUACCAUCCGAGAGUUGCAUUAAAAAACGCAAUUCUGGAAUGGUUGCCUGAGUUUUCGGUUGAAAAAGAAGCUUGGGGACCGAUUACUAAACCGCAACCUCAAGUUACAAUGGUUAUGCCAAUUAUCCCAAUUAUUCCGUCUAUAAAUACAUGCAUGAGUCUGACAACCACAACAACAACAUCGACAAAUUCAAAAACAUCAACAGUUCCUGAAGUGAACACCAACCAACUACAAGCACUAGCCGAUGUUUGCAGCACAGUAAAUUCGUCAAGUGUUAAUCCAAUAUCGAAUGCUGUAAUGAAUUCAUUAGUUUCAGCCACUAAAGUUGUUACUAAUGAUGAUAUCCUAAAUCCAAUAACCACCAAUGUUGCAACCACAAUAGAAAUGCCAAAAAAGAUACCCAUAUCCAGUGUCCCAGUGCCCAUAAUGCAUGUGAAGAAUGAAGUUGAAGAAACUAAGGCACCUAUUGAAGAUGUUGAAAUUAUCAAUUCAUCAACAAAUGAUGAACCUUGUGAUGAAAUUGAAAUUAAGACUUCGUCGAUUAAGACAAAUAAUGAAAUUGAACCUGCGGAUUAUCCAAUCGAUGAUGAUUGUUUGACGAAUGAAGUUAAUCAAGCAAAUGUGAUUACGGAACCAGUUACAUCUUCUACAUCUGUAAAUGAUGUAGUAGAAAAACGAGAUGGAAUCGAUGCAGUUCAAAUGGAAGAGAAUAAUUUGUCACCUUUUAGUGGUAACGAACCGAUGGAAUGUAGCAGUAGCCUAGCCUCACAAACAUCUCCCAAGGAAGUUGGCAAAAUUGGUUCCGAUGAUGUUAUUAUGUCUGAGACAGUCAAUGAGUUUAAUACUUGUUCGGCAAAUAGUAUGCAGGUAGAAAGUUCAGAACCAUCACCCAUAUCAAAUACAGAAAUGGCCGACGAUGAUGAUAAGCUCAACGAUCAAUUGAUAACCGUAGAUGACUUGUAUUUACUAUGCGAUCUAUUUUACCUUCCAUUUGAACAUGGUAGUCGUGGCUCCAAGUUGCUGAACGAAUUUAAUUGGCUCAAAGCAAAUGCUAGUGUGUUAUUGGGUGUUCGUAAGAAAAGUGAUCCUCCUAAACCAGAAGUUGUUGAAUGGGAAGAAAGAGCUGAAAAAUUUUCUGGUCUAUGUCAAUCGGUGCAGAAUCUCUCUAAUAAAUUAUCUCGCUGUGCAAAUAAGGAAAUAUGCUAUGAUCUCUUUUCGUAUGUGUGGGAUAUGGCGGGGACUUUAAUGCUUUUGAAUGCAUUUGUUAAAUGGUUAUCUCUUGCUCAUUUCCCAAGUAAUGUUUAUUCAUAUACCCAAGGCAGUUAUACAUGGUUUAGUAAAGGAUGGAAGGAGAAUUUUAUGUCUGGUGAUCAAGAACCGUGGGUAUUCCGAGGUGGUUUAACUGCAGAUUUACAGAGACUUAUGCCUGUAGAUUCGGGCAACGAUCUGUUCAUAUAUAAGCUACCCGAUGCUCCAACAUCAUCCUAUUACACUAUUCGACCUUUCACUCUGAUAGACGAACCGGCUGUGAAUAGAGUUUGUCAAGAAGUUUUCAAAACAACCGAUCAAAUUCUGCCAGGAAAUCUCGUCGAAAGCAUAUCCGACAACACUGUCGGACCAUUCAUUACGCUCACCCCUGAAUUCUGCAUGGUAGCAUUGAAUUCAUUCAAUGCCAUCAUUGGAUAUGGAUGUGCCGCACCUGAUCUAAAGACAUUCGUCCGAAACACUGAAAUGUGCUGGAUACCAAGUAUGCACGAAAAAUAUCCCCUCAGUUUACUUGAAACCACAGAGAACAUUGACGACACAACAAAAGACAUUAUCAAUGGAUUCUACAAUUUUAAAUACGAUUGUCCACAAGAAAUCCUCGUUAGUCAUCCGUCAGUGAUGACAGUUGGCAUACUCAACGAGGAUCUGGCAAUGGAUGGCAUAGCUAAGCGACUGGUAACUGCUUUAUUGGCAGCCCUACGAUCAAACGGUUCCUUCGGUGUACAUGUCCGACUAACCGACAAGGAAACCAAUCAGAUACAAUUUUAUACGAAACUAGGAUUCACCGAAAUCCAUCGUGAUGUAGAUAGCGGACAAAUAUACUUUGGAAGGCAUUUCUAGCAAAGACAGAGUGAACUAUUAGUUUUAAAACAAAUCAAAAUAUGAGAGAGCGAAAGAUUGUGCUUUACAAGUUGCUUGUAAGUUUCCUUUUACAAAAAAAAAAAAACUGGGUUUCUAUUAUUUUUUUUUUUAAUUUUGUUUUGGUUUUGCGUAUUUCUUAAAAAAAACUCGAACAAUUAUUGCAUUUAGAAAACUUAACGAAAAAAAAAAUGUCAAUUUGCGAUAGAAGCCUAUACAUUCUCUUCACUCAACUCUCAACUGAUUUCUAAUUCCCCCAAUGAUGCACAAAAGUUUAACCUUCAUUGCACAUUUUAUUCUUGAAAUCUAAAAAAGCUAAACAUAUCUCCUCUAAAAGAAGAAAAACAAAUUCUGCUAUUGCUGCUGUUGCUAAUGCUCUGACAAAGUUAUAAAGUUGAGAGAUAAAGUCUUUUAUACUCGUAGAUUGGUAUUUUGAAAAUAUCGACUUUUACUGCCUUAGCUUGUUAAGGAUACAAAACUAGAAAAAAAAAGCCAGUUACGCACGCGUUUCAAAAUACAUUGUGUAUCGUUUAUGUUUUGUUUCUUCUUAAAUUUUCUUUCCUUUUAAAGUAUUAUCGUGUUGUGUUUUUCUCUUAUUAUUUUUUUUUCUAUGGUUUUCGUAAAAAAAUAACAAAAGUGGGUUGUUAUUUAUUUUAGACCGUUUCCUAAUAAAACAAUGAGUUGAUAUUUUUUUU
Messenger RNA from Episyrphus balteatus (marmalade hoverfly), 4112 nucleotides. It is a transcript of the gene Oga, whose product is annotated as protein O-GlcNAcase. The record is from RefSeq and is a predicted model, not a curated record. NCBI's taxonomy places the organism in Eukaryota, Metazoa, Arthropoda, Insecta, Diptera, Syrphidae. Bases 316 to 3399 code for a protein of 1027 amino acids. Gene Ontology annotation, molecular function: beta-N-acetylglucosaminidase activity. Gene Ontology annotation, biological process: glycoprotein metabolic process. The transcript has 13 exons.